UUCGCAUGCUCUUUUUAAAGAAGCAAAUACAGAUUACAAAUGCGUAUGAUUAUCUCGGUUUUUACGCAUCGUGAUACCCAAGCUGUAAUGUCUGCGUCUCAUUGCACUGCUUCGCCUUGAUUUUCUCCUGCUCCUUCCUAUACGUAGAACCCCCCGGCCAUGUCAAACAACCACCAAGAUGAGCUUCACGCUGCCCAAGUACAGCAAGUCGUUGCAGCCGAUGCGGGCGUUUUCGAAAAAUCAGUGUUGGAACCAGCAGCGGAACAGAUUCAGCCCCCGGCUCAGACAAAAACUCAAGACGACAGCGCGCUUAUAGAUGGCGGCGCCCGGGCAUGGCUGCAAGUGGUGGCUUCGUUUCUGCUCUACUUUAAUCACCUAGGCUUGCUCAACAGCUUCGGUGCCUUCCAGUCAUACUACGAGACAGACCUCCUCAAGGACUCCUCGCCCUCGGCCAUCUCAUGGAUCGGCUCCAUCCAGAUAUUCUGCCUCAUGUCCGUCGGAGCCAUCAUCGGCCCCUUAUAUGACGCAGGCUACUGCCGCGCCCUGCUCGCCGCCGGCACGCUGCUCGUCACGCUGGGCUUCAUGUUCACCAGCAUCAGCACCACGUACUGGCAGAUCCUGCUCGCGCAGGGCAUCUGCCUCGGCCUGGGGACCUGCUGCCUCUCCAUCCCGUCCAUUGCCAUUGUGCCCAUGUACUUCAAGAAGAAGAGGGCCCGGGCCAUGGGCCUGGCCACCGUGGGCAGCGGGCUUGGGUCGACGCUGUAUCCCAUCAUGUUUCAGAAUCUGAGGCCGCAGGUGGGCUUUGGCUGGACUGUGCGGAUCAUGGGCUUUCUGGCGUUUGCCAUGUGUUCGUUUGCGUUGCUGCUCAUCCGGCCGCGGACCCUUGCGGAGAAGCCGGCGUGGCAGGCGAAUGGCUUCUCCAUCAGGUGGUUCUGGGACGCCUCGGCCCUGAAGGAGAAGACGUUUCUGCUCUACAGCAUCGCCAUCUUCUUUAACAACCUGUCGUUUUUCAAUCCGCCCUACUACUUGGAGAGCUACGCUGUAUCGCACGGGAUGCAGGGGUCCGCGGUGGCUGCCUAUCUGCUGCCCAUUCUCAACGCCUCGUCCCUCCCUGGCAGAAUCAUACCGGGCUUCAUUGCCGACAAGGUUGGUUCCUUGGACACGUACAUUGUCGUGUGCGCCCUAAGCAGCACGAGUGUCUUUUACUGGAUCAGCGUGACAAACGAGGCUGGUAAUCUUGCGUUUGCUGUCUUGUAUGGCUUUUGGUCCGGCAGCGUGGUGUCACUUGGAUCAGUUGUUUUGGCAUCCAUCACUCCGGAUAUGAGUCGCUUGGGAACGAGACUGGGCAUGGUGGCUAUCCUCAAGGGGAUUGGAUCCCUCAUUGGCCCGCCAAUCUCGGGUGCAAUACUUAGGAGUACUGGAAAGUAUAUUGGCAUUCAGCUGUUUUCGGCGUGUGGCAUUAUGCUUACCUCGCUUCUGUCCAUGGUUCUGCGUCUGGUCAUUGCGAGAGCGCUGUUUAAGGUUGUGAGGGAUGAUGAUGAAGCAUAUGUGAAUGCAAAUCAGCAGAAGACAAAGGCAGCUGCUUUGUCCCGGCCUGUUGAAGAUGAGCGUGCAACUUAGAUGGCUG
This is a messenger RNA of Trichoderma asperellum CBS 433.97, 1627 nucleotides long. RefSeq lists its product as uncharacterized. Gene Ontology annotation, biological process: transmembrane transport. The record is from RefSeq and is a predicted model, not a curated record. Gene Ontology annotation, molecular function: transmembrane transporter activity. Gene Ontology annotation, cellular component: membrane. Lineage: Eukaryota; Fungi; Ascomycota; Sordariomycetes; Hypocreales; Hypocreaceae.